Molecule: messenger RNA, 3389 nt
Organism: Silurus meridionalis
Lineage: Eukaryota; Metazoa; Chordata; Actinopteri; Siluriformes; Siluridae
Gene: rragca
Product: Ras-related GTP binding Ca
Exons: 7
Coding region: 655-1797 (380 amino acids)
Biological process (GO): cellular response to starvation; regulation of autophagy; positive regulation of TOR signaling
Cellular component (GO): nucleus; Gtr1-Gtr2 GTPase complex; lysosome
Molecular function (GO): GTP binding; GTPase activity
Source: RefSeq, a predicted model, not a curated record
ACAAGGAAAUCGUGCAGGACAGCGGGUUCUCCAACAGCAGGGUGGGAACCUGUGCUCUAGAGUAAAGAAGGAAAAAUGCACAGGGUGUGAUCACAUAAAGCUGCAAGUGUUUAAAGUUGUUCACAUUCUUGAAAUAUAGUGUUCAGGUGCCAUGCAUAUAUUUAACUGAACAACUAAACAUUUUUAGACACGUUUAUGCCUCAUCAGAACGUCUUUCAGUUACAUGUCUAAACUAUUCCCAUCCGGAAACUGAAAAACACAAGGUAGGUUUGUGAACCGCAGCAUUUCCGCGUGCACGCCAGGGCAGUCAGGUGACUGUCAGGCACAUGACUCUAGCGGUUCUCCCCGCAUCUUUGGCCUCAUUUGAAAACGGACAGCGGCCUCAGCAAAUGACAGCGCACCUGCUCACCCGAUUGUCCAAUAAGCAAGCAGGAGGGGCGGGUCUAAAGUAAUGCUUUCGCCUCAGAGAAACAUUGGGGAAGACGAGGGGAUCUAAACGACUUUGUUCUCUAUUAAUAGACCGGGAGGCAUUUUCUAAGUGUUCAUGCUGUACCGUAUGUGUGCUAGAUGUACGACAGGCGUGUGUUAAAGCACACGAGUGUAGAGUAAAGGGGUGGGGGAUUUUUCGGGGAAGAAAGCGUCGUUUGGGUCAAGAUGUCGAUUCAGUACGAAGCGCUGGCGGAUAGCUACGGGGUGGCUGACUCGUUCCCCAAAGAUUUCGGCUAUGGAGAAGAAGAGGCAGACAUGGAGGACAGUCCAGCACCCUCGGACAGCAAGCCGAGGAUACUGCUGAUGGGCUUGCGAAGGAGCGGGAAGUCCUCCAUUCAGAAGGUCGUGUUUCACAAGAUGUCCCCCAACGAGACCCUUUUUCUGGAGAGCACGAAUAAAAUCUACAAGGAUGAUAUCUCCAGCAGCUCUUUUGUCAACUUUCAGAUCUGGGACUUUCCUGGUCAAGUCGACUUUUUUGACCCGACCUUUGAUUAUGAGAUGAUCUUCAGAGGAACUGGCGCAUUGAUAUUUGUCAUUGAUGCACAGGAUGACUACAUGGAGGCUCUUGGCAGACUCCACUUAACGGUAUCUCGAGCCUAUCGCGUCAACCCUGAAAUCAACUUUGAAGUGUUCAUCCAUAAAGUUGACGGCCUAUCCGACGACCACAAAAUUGAGACACAGAGGGAUAUCCACCAGAGGGCUAAUGAUGACCUGGCUGAUGCCAGCUUGGAGAAACUGCAUCUUAGCUUCUACUUGACAAGUAUCUAUGACCACUCUAUAUUUGAGGCGUUCAGUAAAGUGGUUCAGAAGCUCAUCCCCCAGCUGCCCACCCUGGAGAACCUUCUCAACAUUUUUAUUUCUAAUUCAGGGAUUGAAAAGGCUUUCCUGUUUGACGUGGUUAGUAAGAUCUACAUAGCCACAGACAGUUCACCAGUGGACAUGCAGUCCUACGAGCUGUGCUGUGACAUGAUCGACGUGGUCAUUGACGUGUCGUGCAUUUAUGGAUUAAAGGAAGAUGGCAGUGGAAGUGCAUAUGACAAGGAGUCAAUGGCGAUCAUUAAACUCAAUAACACCACUGUCCUCUACCUGAAAGAAGUCACAAAGUUUCUUGCGCUCGUCUGCAUUCUUAGAGAAGAGAGUUUCGAGCGCAAAGGCUUAAUAGACUACAAUUUCCACUGUUUCCGGAAAGCGAUUCAUGAAGUGUUUGAGGUUGGUCUGUCCACACCGAGGAUGGGAGCCCAGGCAGCUGGAACGCCCUGCUUGAUGAAGACAGUGGCACUGAAUGGCACCCCCAGGAGCACCGUGUAGAGAAUGCAUAGAUGUGAGGAGGAAAAGAAUAGAGAGGAAGAGGGAGUCAGUAGAAAAAGACAAAUAGACAAUAAAUGGGAGGCACACUGCCAUGCCAACCAUUCUGCCUGCUCCCAAAAUGCCUUACACGCAGAGCAAAGGACUCUAAAGCCUCUGAAAGAAAACACAGAGCAGCGGGGUGGACGCUUGCAGCAUAACGGGGUAAGCAAUAGGACAGAAGGGAAGAUGCACAGAGAGACGUUCUUUUUGUGUUAUGAAGUGGCAUUAACAAACUGGUUCAAAUUUAUUAAUACUAGACCGCAUUCAAAUGACAUGAAAUGCAAGACGAGAGGAAUGCAGUGUGGACCCUCUUUGCACAAAGCCUUUACACACUGACCGCUACCUGAGCAACAGAAGCUGAAUGAACCCCCUGUACUGUUCUACUCCUGGCCUCAUGAGCUGAUUCUACAAAGCAUCCAAUUUAAUUCCGUGGCAGAAAACGUGAUGGUACUUGCUGUUGGGCACUGAUUUGGAGAGCCCUAGCUGGCUGUAUGUACACAGCAAUGCUUAUGGAGACUUGCCUGAUGCAAGAACCUGCUUACAACAUUUACUUAAUCCUAUUUCCUAAGCUGUUGAUUAUUUUCUAAUGGUUUUCCAGGGAGCGUGAAAAGGGAUAAGUGCAUUGUAGCCUGUUUGCGUGUGACGAAGGAGGUGCGUGCGUGUGUAUUUAUGUAUGUGCGUUCCUUUCCUGCCUGUUGAGGCUCACAGAUGUGGUGACCUCACACACAGGGCUGCACAGUUGUAACAAAACAAUAAUUGUAUUUUUUUAAAAAGUAAUAAUUAAUUAAAAAUAAACUGUUGCGAUUGUCUUUGGUGAAACUCUGAUGCUUUGUUGGAGAACAGUGAUUGAGCUUUCACAGAGCACCCAUAAAAUGCAUACUGCUCUCCAUGAACUUCUAAUAGCCAGCUGUAUUCUAAUCAAAGUGGAAUCACCGUCUUUUGUGUUGAAACGAGUUGCAACACUAUUAUCUUUAUUGUCAUUAUUGUUAUUUGGUUUAGCUGUGCAGCCCUCAUCUCUCACUCAAUGUUACAAAAACAGGGAAACAAUUGUACAGUUAAGCGGUAGGACACUGUGAUCGCACUCACUUUUGUUUAAUUGCUCGGUCUCAAGAGACACGGCACAUCUCCUCACUCGGCGGUGGUUUCAAUCAGAAUGAAUAUUUGAAUGAACUACAUUCCGGUUGUUUGGUGUCAGUAUCUUCUAUCACUGACUUAUUCACUUUCAUUCUCACUUUUAAAAGAAUUACCAGUAUUUGGCAUAAGAGAAUUAAAUCACAUGGUUCCACGUUAUAGCCGAUUCUGUCACGCUCAUUCCAGGCAUGUCUGCUGACUCCAUGUAACAGUUUUAGCUGAGUUGUAAGGGGGACGUGCGCUAACCCAAUAUAAACAAAAUCAAAGAAGGAACAACCAAAUCUCUCAUUCUAAUCUUACUAGAGAAUUUCUCUAGACCUCUUGUGAUUUCUUGCUUUUCAGAUUGCAUAUGAGAUUAUAUCUGGCUUAUGUUCUGCUAAAAAUGUUACCAUUCACAAGAAAUAAAACAUGCACUGAAGUCA